Messenger RNA from Mucor mucedo, 1600 nucleotides. RefSeq lists its product as uncharacterized. The transcript is spliced from 3 exons. Bases 132 to 1550 code for a protein of 472 amino acids. The record is from RefSeq and is a predicted model, not a curated record. NCBI's taxonomy places the organism in Eukaryota, Fungi, Mucoromycota, Mucoromycetes, Mucorales, Mucoraceae.
UUUUUUUUUUUCCUUUUCUCUCUUUUCUUCUUUAUACCCUCGCCCUUCACUUUCUUUAAUAAAUCACCCUACUUUUAUUAGUAGUCGUUUCCCGCGCCUCCCAUUUUUCCUUGUCACUUUUUACAUCAGUAAUGAGAGGGACCAAGUGGCAAUUUUCUCUCCUCUUCUUCAUCCUAUCGACUUUUAUCAUUUCAUUAGUCAAUGCUGAAGCAGAAAAUGAGAAAAACACUGUAAAAUCAACCAGCACCACCACCACAACAACAACGACCUUGAGUCAAACGCAUAAUAGUACCGCCACCGCUACAACCACCACCACUACUGCUAGACACACAACCACCAUCAACAAUUGCUUAGCUUCGUUGCAUCAUACCAAGUUUACCACAAGUACGAAAUCACCACAUACCAAAACUGUAUAUGUUUGCAAAACACCCAAUGCACAAGUAACUCAACACUCUCCUAUCAGACACGAUGAUACGCAUUCCAAAAAGAAAAAGUCUACAACCGUCACAAAGACUCGUUCUGGUCAUAAGUCUAUCAAUGCUCAAGCGUCAAAGAAGCACACCAAAAAGCACACUACCACCACUACCGCUACCAAAAAGCACGGCCACAAAAAGACUAAAAAAACAACUACUACUACCAAGAAGAAGACUACCACCAAGAAAUCUACUACUACUAAAAAGACCACCAAGAAGUCUACUACCAAAAAGACGACUACUACCACUAAAAAGACCACUAAAAAAAGUACUACUGUGAAGCCUACUCAAACUCAUAAAGCUAGUGUCACAUCAACUACCGAAAUAGCCUUAGCUGCUCCACCUACAACUACAGUAGCAGCAGUCGUACCAGCAGCAGUAGCAACACCAGCUGAUGAGAAUCGUGACGUUAGUAACGACUCCUCCUCUGAUGAAGGUAGUGCCACUGACAACAACAACAAUGAUGAAGAAGAUACUUCUACUCCUCAAACAACAGAAGAGUCUGCUCCUACCGUUGUACCCGUUGCUGUUCCCGUCCCUGUUGUCUCUACACCCACUGAUAACCAAGUGAAUUCACAAAGUGUCGAUAGUACUCAAACCACCGAAAACACACCUCAAAGCAAAGUCAUUGGAGUUUCUGUCGGUGCUGUUGUAGGUUGUAUUGCUGCUGCUGGUUUAGCAGGCAUGUUCAUUUACAAGCGUCGUGAAAAGACCCAUCAUGAUCAAGAUGUGGAGGACAUGAAUCAAACCAGUGAAGUCAACACGCGUUGGCGCACACAGUCGUUUAUGGCCGUCGUGGCAGGUGCUGUAGCUAAACUACCCAAACGCAGUAACUCUUCUGCUUCUAGUAACGGAAGAGCAUCCUUCAAUGUGUUGGGAAGUAUUCGACGUGCUGCUAGUAAUGCUUCACGAUCCCUUUCUGUUCGAUCCAAGGAUAGUACACGAUCCAGUGUUCAAAGUUAUGGCAUUGCUGUUUCUGGUCCUAUUCCAGCUAUUGCUCGUAUUGAUGGGGAUCAAGCUCGUUAUUAUAAUGAGCCUGAAAGUCCUACUCAUAAUCACCACACGCAUGCUUAUUAGACCUUCUCCAAUAUAAUAAUAAACUUUUUUUUUAAAGUAACACUCAUAAA